Messenger RNA from Lactuca sativa (garden lettuce), 1248 nucleotides. RefSeq lists its product as uncharacterized. NCBI's taxonomy places the organism in Eukaryota, Viridiplantae, Streptophyta, Magnoliopsida, Asterales, Asteraceae. The record is from RefSeq and is a predicted model, not a curated record.
AUGGAUGGUCCUAAUGAAACUCCUGGUGGAAGCGGAAAGGAUGAUCAAACUAACCUUGACGAUCCUCUCUACGUCCAUCCUUCUGAUAAUGUUGAUACAACUAUUGUUACAACGAAAUUAUCCGGUAAUGAAAACUUUACGCUGUGGAGGAGUUCUAUGUCUAGAUCUCUUAGGGCUAGAAAUAAACUAGGAUUUGUUGAUGGAACUUUAAAAAAGAAUGAUGUUGAUGAAAUUAAAAAUUCUAAAUGGGAUAGGACUAAUGUUGUUGUUUGUUCUUGGCUUCUAUCUUCUAUUUAUGGUUCCAUUUAUCAUAGUCAUGCUUAUUGGAAUGUAGCUAAGGAUAUCUGGAAAAAUAUUUUUGAAACUUAUAACAAAUCUAAAGGAUCUGUUGUUUUCGAUAUUCACCAACAGAUUAAUUCUUUUAAACAAAGUGGAAUUUCAUUGUCAUAUUACUUUAAUAAGCUUGAUUCUCUAUUGAAGGAAUUUGAUGGUCUUACUAGUUUAAAUGAAUGUACGUGUGAGGAUUCUAUUAAACUCAAAGAUUACUCUAAUAUCAUGAAAAUUAUGCAGUUUCUUAGUGGUCUUGUUGAUUCUUAUAAUCAAGUCAAGAACCAUAUUUUACUCAUGGAACCAUUACCUAAUGUCAAAACUACUUUUUCAAUGUUGUCUAAGGAGGAGUCUCUUCAAAGAAACAAUUAUUUGUCUUCGCUUCAGUCUUCUCAACCUUCAUGUAAAUCUCAAUCUACUGCCUUCAGUAGUAGGUUUAAAAAUAGAUUUAACUCAAAUAAUUCUAAUAAGAAUAAAAAUCAAAUUGUUCAGUGCAAGAAUUUUGGUAUUAAAGGUCAUUUAAUAGAAAAAUGUCACAAGUUACUAGGCUAUCCAAAGGAUUUCAAGCCAAGAGGUGAAUCUAAUAAUCAUAAUAACUUAAACAAAAAUAUUUUGUUAAUUCUGCUACCACUUCUUCUGGGAGUUCUAAGACUUCCAUUUUUAUCCGAGUCUAUCAGAGAUUCUGAGUUUCAUCAGCUUACUAAGGAUCAAUACAUCAAGUUUUUACAAUUUAUCAAUGAUAAGCAAAAUAACGAGGAAGCAUCUGCUAGUGCUAAUAUGGAAGGAGCCAAUCAACAUAUGAUUGCUUCUAAAUCCCUUCUUCAUUACACUGUGGAUGAAUCUAAAUUGGAUCUUCUUAUACUAAACAGAAAAGUAAAUCAAGCAAUGAAUGCAAAGAUCAAAGUUGUGUCGAAUGAUUAA